Oncorhynchus masou masou (cherry salmon) is the source of this 6283-nucleotide messenger RNA. RefSeq names its product collectin-12-like. NCBI's taxonomy places the organism in Eukaryota, Metazoa, Chordata, Actinopteri, Salmoniformes, Salmonidae. The record is from RefSeq and is a predicted model, not a curated record. Gene Ontology annotation, molecular function: signaling receptor activity. Bases 503 to 2797 code for a protein of 764 amino acids. The transcript is spliced from 10 exons.
GGGGGGGGGGGGAUCGGACAGAUGUAGAACACACGUGGUUUGCUGCUAGAACGGGGUUCCAGACGCGGGACUUCCUUUGGCUUUGACAUUUUUGUGGGUUUGUGAUUGUGGCAGGCGCAGCGUACUGGAAAGAAGACAUCAACAACCUAACACUAUAGCCACGGGUGCAUUUUUACAGAGCUACACAAAAUAUUACGAAUACGUGAACUUUUACAUUUUUCUCCAACGCACGCUACAUAUUUUAUUCAACUAUGUAUGCAAAUAACGGAACAAUGACAUUCUAACGGGAUGUUCGGGAUGAACAAAUAGCCUAACGGAGCGGUUCGUGCGCAAUCAUUACAUUUUGCAGUUGGGGGAGCUGAACUUUUUGUGUACACGUUUAGUUUUCUGUUCUCAAAGCAACUGAUUCAACUCUGCCCGGUUGGACGGAACUUUGAGAUGCUCUAAAAGUGACAUAGAGACUCUCAUCUCUUCUACACUCCUAACAGAUUUAUAUAACGCCAUGAAAGACGAUUUUGCAGACGAGGAGGAAGUACAGUCUUUUGGAUACAAGAGGUUCGGGAUCCAGGAGGGGACCCAGUGCACUAAGUGUAAGAAUGAGUGGGCGUUAAAGACCUCCAUAGCACUACUCUACGUGCUGUGCACUCUACUCACCAUCGCUGUGGCUGUCCUCGGGUAUAAAGUGGUGCAAAAGGUUGACAAUGUGUCCGAAGGUAUCGAGAGCUAUGGGGGGAAGAUCAUUGCUGUGGAAACAGACUUGAAAAAGCUAGAUGACCAGACUGGGGAGAAGUCGGAGAACACUACCACAGAGAUCCAGGCCUUUAAGAACAACAUCCGAGCUCUGCAGCGGCAGCUGUCUGAGGUGGCAGAGAGGAGCAGCAGUAACCGGGCGGCCCUGGGUCGUCUGCAGGAUUCUGGCCUGGACAUGCAGGGCAGCCAGGGCUCCAUACAGGGUCUGCUGGAUGCCAACACGGCCGCGCUGAGGUCGGUCAAUGGCACCCUGCGGGCCUACGGUGGCACCAUGGAGGGUCUUCAGGAGGACACGGCUCGGCUGCAAACUGAGCUCCAGGAGCAGGUUCGGCAGCAGAGCCAGGCCCUGCUGAGCAUCGGGAAUCUUAACCUCACCCAGGCCCAACAGAGGGGGCUGAUCUCGGCUUUGCAGAGAUCUGUGGACGACACCAGCCAGGCCAUCCAGAAGAUCCGAAACGACUUCCAGAGCCUGGAGCAGACGGCCAGGCAGACGAAGUCGGACGCUGAUUGGCUGAAGGAGAAAGUGCAGAACCUCCAGGUGCUGGCCUCCAACGCCUCUGCCCUGGCCAAGUCCAACAACGACAGCCUGGAGGAUGUGGGAUCUCAGCUGGCUUCGCUGUCUGGACAGCUCCAGAACACCUCCAGCCUGGCAGAGAACCACGACCAGACUCUUAGGGAGAUCAUGGACCAGCAGCGCGACCACGACAACCUCACCUCCUCUAAGUUCGACCAGCUGGAGAUACGCCUGGACGAGUCAGAGGGGAGCAUCGACCGUGUGACAGGCAACAUCAGCUUUACUACCCAACUCCUGGGCGCCAUCAACCUGAACCUCAACGAGCUGCGCACCUGCGCUGAGACAGUGGGGCGCCACUCCGACUACCUGUCCGACUUGAAUGCCACUGUGUCGGACGUGAGGUCGGACGCCACCACACUGAGGUCGCAGCAGGACGACCUGGUGGCCCGCCUGGACAAGGAGGUCACCAGCCUCUCUAUCAUCAUGGAGGAGAUGAAGCUGGUAGACAGCAAACACUCACAGCUCAUCACCAACUUCACCAUCCUACAGGGUCCACCUGGUCCAAGAGGCCCACGGGGAGACAAAGGACCCCAGGGAGGAGCCGGUCAGCCCGGUCAGAAAGGGGAGAAAGGGGAUACAGGUGGGCCUGGGGUGCAGGGGCUCCGUGGAGAGAAGGGAUUUCCAGGACCACCAGGAAUACAAGGGUUCAAAGGUCAGCCAGGCUCACGGGGGAACCCAGGUUCAAAGGGCUCCCGAGGGUCAGGAGGCAGAGCAGGACCCCCGGGAGCGAAUGGUGAGCCAGGCACUGCUGGGCUCCCUGGGAGAGAUGGACAGGCCGGUCCUCAGGGGCCACAAGGUCCGUCGGGAGACCGAGGACAGGUGGGGCCGGCUGGGGCACAGGGACCCAGGGGACCAGUGGGGCCCAUGGGGGCCCCAGGGCCACCUGGACUGCCAGGAUUCACUGCCCGAUCUGCAGCAGCAGCAGCGGUGCCUUUGGUCCCUUUCUCGAUGCAGAGUGAGGCCCCCGCACCUACUGUGUCGGCCCCAGGUUGUCCUCAAGAGUGGGUUGGCUUCAGAGACAAAUGCUAUCACUUCUCCAAAGAGCUGUACAACUUUGACGAUGCAAAGAAAAGCUGUGAUGCCCAGACUGCGUCAAUGGUGAUCAUUAACGAUAACGAUGAACAGAAAUGGCUGCAAAAGCAGACCUCUGGAAAGGGCUACUUCUGGAUGGGUCUGACAGACAGGGAGGAGGAGAAUGCAUGGCGCUGGCUGGAUGGAACCGAACCUGCCUUCUCGCAGUGGAAGCCAGGACAGCCAGACAACUGGAGCCACGGGCACGAGAGAGGAGAGGACUGCGCUGGCCUCAUCCACGAGGGACUGUGGAAUGAUUUCUUCUGUGAAGAUCUCAUCAGCUACAUCUGCGAGAAAGCCAUGAAGUAUCCCAAAAACUCCAGGAUUAUAGCGCCCUCUGUGGAAGGAGCAGAAACAGAGGAGGCAUGGUUGAGUCAGAGGCGGUAUGAUGAGCAUCAUUAGGCCCCGCCCACAAGUGACACUAGCCAUCUGACACCCUAUGCAUGGACAUGCUAUGUGGAGAGAUACGAGGGACAAGCUUCACAAGCCUGAAUCGAGACUAUGGCUGCAUUCACUGAGAUUUCCCCCACUGGUAGCCAGAUUCAGCUCUCCUCCAAAGUGAAUCCAGACCACUACUUCUAGAAUUUGCAUUCCAGCAACAUGACAAUCAAGUGUUGAGGGGAAGAUCAAUCGUUUAUUUUUUAUUUUUAAUAAUCACCAAAGUAAUUGACUCAUAUAGAUUUGUCUCAUUUAAUUGUUUUUAAAUGCUGUUUUUUGUGUGACGUUAAGUCCAUUUAUAACUGAUUAUCUGAAUGUAUAUUUUCAUAUUGCGGUUUUUCGAUGUAGACCAUUAUUUUACGGCGCCAAUGGGACUCACCACAGUGUCUUUCACAGUUGAUCGUCUAGUUCCUUCAGAAUUAUGUGAGGUGCAAAAUGAUGCGCAAAUAAACCAAAGAAAUGUCGCCGAUAUGUCCUUUCUCAAACAUCAAGAACUGUCUAGCUAUAUAUAAGUAUGUUAUUAUACACAUUCAUCAAAAUAAAUGAAGUAUUUACACAUAAUAACAGUCAGAAAGUCUGCUUGGUUAUGAAGUCAAGACUGCAUAAGUUUACAUGUUAGUAUUUCUAUAUGUAUGGUACUGUAUAUUUGCGUAUGGGGCCUGUAUGGUGUAUGAGUGUGUACUUUUCCACAAUAUAACAAGUGACUAUGGUCAUGUUCCAGGCUGGUUUCAAUGCAGACAUUGAAUUGCAUCAACUAAUGGUUGCACGCCACAUCAUCCUGUCCCUCUGGGAUAUUGCAGGGAUAUCUGCGGGCAAAAAUGCUUGAUUUUGCUGCGGCAAUUCUGACAUUUUGCAUGCCAAUAUGCAAUGAGUUUGUCCUCCAACGUGUCACUAAAAUGCGGGGACGAGGGAAAAAGGUUGUUGGGAUGUGGCUUGAUUGAACCAUAUUGUGCGGUAAAUGUACGGUGAUCGGUUGAAAUUGAGUCCAAUUUAUGUGCUGCGAUGAUGGGUCGGUUUUAGUUUUAUGUGAUGAUAUUGCAAUGAUUUUACUGUUUUAUGCGGAAAUAGUGCAGUGAUUUGUCAAAUUUGCAAGUAUGCGGGGAAUUGUUGACGUUUCAAAAAGAUGUGCAAUUGCAGAAUCCUGGAGGGAGUGAGGGACUAAUAAUCGACUGUGCUCCCGGGCAUCAGAUUACUAUACCAUAUGAUGUGUGCAGCUGUUUUGAUAAACACCUUUCCAGGCGGUGUGGCAUCGGCAAUGUAGUCAGCCUGGAACGCUGCCUCUGGCUCAUACCUAACAAUAUCUCAUUUAAAUUACAUUUUUCUGCACAAAUGGAAUUCAUGUUCCCUGGUUUUGAUAGUCACAGUUACCUUGUGUGUACUUUUUAGCCAGUAAUUCUGAAAGUAAUGCUCACGAGCCCAAAAAAUUGCGAGCCAAAAAGUAUUGCGUACCAUGUCACACGUGCAGAUAUAAACGCCACAUCAUUGCACUCACUCGCUGUACUGUGUGCAUCUUGCUAGCUGUCACUCACAUGGCGAGGGACUGAAGCUCAUUGGCUCAUAGAACUCGAAUUGCUAGGGGGCUGGCCCUAGAAAAUGUAGGGAGAACGGCUUCUCGAAAAACAGUUGCAUUCAAACUCGAUAUUUUGUGGCUAAUUCAGGCAAGACAGUAAUUCUUAUCAUAGAUUAUACAUGUAGGAACUACACAGUGACUCAUCCAGCCCAAAGUGGGAGGUGGGUGGGCCUGGGAGGGCAUAGGCCCAGCCACUGGGGAGCCAGGCUCAGCCAAUCAGAAUGAGUUUUUCCCCACAAAAGGCCUUUGUUACAGACAGAAAUAUACCUCUGCAACCCCUCCCGUCGUCCCGUCCCCGACGUUCCCGCAGGUGAAGAAGCCACACGUGGAGGUCCUGGGAUGGUCUGUGGUUGUGAGGCCGAUUGGACGUACUGCCAAAUUCUCUAAAACGUUAUUGGAGGCAGUUUAUAGUGGAGAAAUUAACAUUAUAUUAUCUGGCAGCAGCUCUGGUGGACAUUCCUGUAGUCAGCAUGCCAAUUACGCGCUCUCUCAAAACUUGAGACAUCUGUGGCAUUGUCUGGUGUGACUAAACUGCACAUUUUAGAGUGGUCUUUUAUUGUUCCCAGCACAAGGUGCACCUGUGUAAUGAUCAUGCUGUUCAAUCGGCUUUUUGAUAUGCCACACCUGCCAGGUGGAUGGAUUAUCUUGGAGAAAUGCUCACUAACAGGGAUGUAAACAUAUGUGUGUACACAAUUUGAGAGAAAUAAGCUUUUUGUGUGUAUGAAAAAUGUCUGGGAUCUUUUAUUUCAGCUCAUGAAACAUGGGACCAACACUUUACAUGUUGCAUUUAUAUUUUUGUUAAGUAUACUUAGGGCUCUAUUCAAACUGCAUCGCGGAUGUUCAGCUUUUCAGCAUGAUUGAAAUUUAAAGGCAACUGCAUUAGCGGAGACCGCAUUCACGGUAAACACUGCAUACGUCGGCUCAAUUGGACAUUACCUUUAAAUUUCUACAUGUCGCGGAAUCUGUAAAUCUAUAUCAUAUGAUGUGGCGGUUGAACACCUAUCCAGAUGCUGCGAGUUCUGGCAGUGUAAUAUAGUCAGGCAAGAACACAGCACGUCUCUCGUGCUGGAGAUCUUGCCAGAGGUCUCAUUUGCCUUUAUGGUGCUUGGAAGUUGAUUCCAUCCUUGGAUCCACGUUUUUGUACUUACAGUACUUAUAAGAUACUGUACUGCAUCUUCACAUGUACUGUACAUUUGUGGCUGGAAAAAAUAAUAAUUGUCCAGUGAUUUUUGACAUUGAGUUUUAUUGUUUCUUUCUUUCUUGUCUAACCCUGAUUCAUAGCAUUAUGUCAAUUCAUUCAGGACACUGUAGCACGGGGCUCGAUAUCACAGUGCAUAUAAUUAGAGGAACACUUCAAGUCGUACAUCGUUUCCCCAAAACAUUUUACAUUCUGUUUUUCCGUUCCUAUCUCCAUCCCUAUUCCAGUUUCUCAUUCAGCUGCACAGAAGUUUGAAACGAUCUGACACAGUAGCACCUUUUAGUAGAGGGAAUCUAACACUAACAAACAGUACAAUACCAACCAGGACAAUGGGAUUCCGAACACAGAUUUUUAAGCAUAAAGAACAAAACAGUGACUAACUGAAGACUGUGAGAGCUCAGAAAUAAUUCCUCUCUUAUCUUCUGUCUUCUAAGUUGGCUUGAACUUUGAAAAAAAAAACAAAGAGCUUUUCUGUAAAGUUGUAACCUGCACACUUGUGAAUACAUUUGACUGAGCUCUUUGGUAAACAUUAAAGCAACAUGGAGAGAACAUUAGGAAAACAAGUUAACAAGUUUGAGCAGUCUCAGCUACACCUAACGUACUAAUAACAUUCAAUACAAGUGUAUUACUGCCUUACAAACCAUAUAAUAUUGCCAACCAGAUGAUAUGUGAAUAAAUUAAG